UUUUAUUUCUUCUUUUGUUAAAUAAAAUAAAAACUCACCUGAUAAUAAUAAACUUCUUUUUUGGAAGAUGAUUGUGAGAGAAUUUGCACUUUCCUAAUACCAGUCAAGAUACAAAAUGGACUAUAAAUAUUCUGGGAAUGAAAACAAUGCGUUGUGUUGAUUAGUUGUGUUCACUCUGCAUUAUGUUAAUGCCAUCAUCACUAUUUGGAGUUUGGUACCUGUCCUGCAGCAGUACAUUUUUCUUAUGAUCAAGGGAAAUCACCAGAGUGGUUUUGGAGUUUUUCGUUAUAUGACUCUUUCAUUCACACAUACAUUGCAAAAAGACUUUUUUUCCUAAGAGGUACUGCACAGUAUUGCAGCUGCUUGGUUCAUUCUAAUUGUUCUGUACUUUUGCUCAGUUUUUUUCUGCUUAUUAUUAUGCUAACAUUAUAAAAGAAUUAGGUUAAACAGUUUGGCCAUUGCUACCAUUAUAUGAAAUAUUUUUUAUUUGCUUUUUUUCUUGUUUUGUAAUUUCUUAUUGCUAUGGGAAGCUAUUUAAUGAUGUGACUCUUGAUAAUUUAUUUGGAAAGGUUGUCACUGCCUGGCUGUUCUAGUUUCUGCUCACCUUGUUAAGGAGCAGUGGAAAUUUUUAAUGAGAGACUAUAAAAUGCUAAGCACGAUAGCUCAUUCAGUCCCAUGUCAGACAUCUCACGACCACCUGCAGCACGCUGGCUAAGAGGAUCUGAUUAGAAAAAAUAGAGCUCCACUGAGAGCGGCUGAAGAAAGCAAGAGAUCUUCUUUUCCUUUUCUUUUCUUUUCUUUGUAUUUUUUUUCGUUUAUUUCCUCAUUACCGAUGUUAAAGGAUUAUUAGCUUGCUAUCUGGGCAUAUGGCCCAGAACCACACAUGCUGCAAAUUCUUUCCGGACCCUCCUGGCAGGAUUCCUCAGAAAUACAACUUACUCCUUUGAAAGCAAUAUCCACAGCAGCAGAGAAACCAUUCAGACCAAUGAACACAAUGAACGUAUUGGCCAGUACCUGUGGUAGGCUAAGACUAGGGGAGAAGGUCAUUUGUGUGGCUCCCCAGACUUCUAAUCCAUGACAAGUUUGUUUUUUUUUUUGAUUCCGGCCUUCAACUUUCAAGAAAUGGAAGUUUGGUUUGUUUCUUAGAUUGCUGGUAAUGUUGGGGGAACCAGAUGGGGCGCUCUGAGGCUUGCACCUAGACAUUAAUUAACAAAUUGAUGGUUUGAGGCCUGACUUUCAACAGGAUUAACUGCCUCUUUGCCAAGCCCUCAGUCCCUGUGAUCAGACAGCUGGUGAGGAUUUCCAUUUGAAUUUGAUUCCAGAUAUAUGCUUAAGACCAGAAGACCUCUCAAUUUGGGUGACCAUUAAGAUUUUUGGAUUAUUUCAUCACACAGUUCCACAGUUUAGCCGUACUAAGAUGGGGUGUAACAUGUGCGUGGUGCAGAAGCCUGAAGAGCAGUACAAGGUUAUGUUUCAGGUGAAUGGGAAGGAGCUGUCUCGUUUAUCCCAAGAACAGACUCUAGAGGCACUGCGUGGUUCCAAAGACCCCCUAGUAAUCCAGGUGCUGCGACGUAGUCCCCGCUCCAAAGGAGGAGGGAAUAAUACCGCACUGGGUGGUGUAUGCAGUGCAGGAGGAUCUUCAGCUGGAAUAGUUCCGCAGGAUAUGCAUUUUGUGGAUAAUGGUACCCAGACAGACAUUACAUUUGAGCACAUCAUGGCACUGGGCAAGCUUAGGGCACCAUCACCACCCUUGCCUCCAGUACUUGAACCAUAUGUGCUAUCAGAGUUGCCACCUCUUGACCAUGAAUAUUACGACCCCAAUGACUAUCUGGAUGGGAGCCACCAUGAAGUAGACAGAGCAGAUGAACUGGAAUAUGAGGAGGUUGAGCUGUACAAGUCUAGUCAGCAGGACAAGCUGGGACUCACAGUGUGCUACCGAACUGAUGAUGAGGAGGAUUUAGGAAUCUAUGUUGGAGAGGUGAACCCUAACAGCAUUGCGGCAAAAGAUGGACGCAUCCGAGAGGGAGACCGCAUCAUACAGAUUAAUGGAAUUGAUGUCCAAAAUCGUGAAGAAGCUGUAGCCAUUCUAACUCGUGAGAACAGCACCAAUAUCUCUCUUUUGUUGGCACGCCCUGAUGCUGAGUUGGGCAAGAGGUGGAGAGAUAGCGACCGUGAUGACCUCCUGGAUGAUCUGGGUUCAGAAAAUGACGAGGAGCACCUCCGGACUCUUAGAGCUGGAUCACCAUCUCAGAAUGACAACGAUGAUCUCCAUGAUAAACAUCAAUUAGACAAUGCUUGCCAUGUCAACGAAAACACCAAAACGCCUAGCCGAGGUGGAGAUACGCUGAGGACAUUGCUUAGCAACAGCCAGGAAUUAGACAGUGGAGUGGGCCGAACGGAUGAGAGCACGCGCAAUGAAGAAUCCUCAGAGCAUGACCUGCUAGGAGAUGACCAGACCAGCACUACCAACACAAACACCACAAAUACACCAGGCAGUCUGCGCAAAUUUCGAUUUGGCAGUACAAGCAACAAUAAGAGUGAGACCUCCUCACUGCACAGCAGAGAUUUUCACUUCAGCACGGAUUCACUGCUGGCUCUGGACUGCGCUGGAGCUGGUACCACUCCAAGUAGCGGUUAUAUAGGAGAGGCAAAUCUCAUGAUGCCAGGGCUAACUGAAGAGGAGUGUGAGAGGUACAGAGAACUUCUGGAAAUUAAAUGUCAUUUUGAAAAUGGAAAUCAGCUCCUACAGUUGGCCAGUGCCCCUGCUUUUUAUCGCGGUGCAGUAGGUUUGGCUCGUGGACUCUCUCUUGAUGUCAAUCGCAAUGAGAGCAUGGAGCAUGAAAUGGCCAUGCUGGAAGAAGAGUUGCGUCACUUGGAGUUCAAGUGCAGAAAUAUAUUACGUGCACAAAAAAUGCAACAGUUGCGUGAGCGUUGCAUGAAGGCUUGGCUUCUUGAGGAAGAAGCCAAUUCUGCUGUCUAUGAGUAUGGCAGUGGUAGUGUAAGUGAACCCAAGAAGCAUGAACUUUCUGAUAUUACUGAGCUGCCAGAAAAAUCUGAUAAGGAUAGUACAAGUGCUUAUAACACUGGGGAGAGCUGCAGAAGCACUCCACUCAUGACUGAUCAGCCCUUGCUAGAGAGCCCUCUGCGCAAAGUUAGUGAAACCAUUUUCAAACCAGGUCCCAGUAGCACAGAGAAAGUGUCACAAAACCUAAACCGGACUCCUCAUAAGACUUCCUACUCAGCUACAGCUAACACAAACAGUGGAAGUCGUGAAGGGAGCCCUGGCAAGUUCCGCUCACUCUCUAGGGAUGGAGAUGGAAGAAGACACUCAGAAGAAAGGGUUCGUAGAAGUCCAAAAGCUGGCAGUGGUGGUACCUUGGAGAGACCUUCCUGUGCUAGUGGGGACAGUAGCCCAUAUUUUUCCAGACGCCACAGAGGAGGGUAUAUCCCAGAACGUUACCAAAGUUGCAUGCAGCUGAGGACAACCACAUCAACUACCACUUCUACCACAUUGGAUGAUUUUGGUGGUUCAUGUGAAGGCAGCAGUGGGCAUCAAAGUCCAAUGAGUUUGGCCAGCAUUUGCAAAGACUCACUGGUUAUGGGUACCUCCCAGAAGUUGGGAGGAUCCCCUCCCACAGAACCCAGAAUGGAAUGGAAAGUGAAAGUGCGAAGUGAUGGCACACGGUAUGUGGCCAAACGUCCAGUCAGGGAUAGGUUGUUAAAAGCGCGUGCAAUGAAGAUCAAGGAGGAGCGCAGUGGCAUGACCACAGAUGAUGAUGCAGUUAGUGAGAUGAAGAUGGGUCGCUACUGGAGCAAAGAAGAACGAAAGCAACACCUUAUCCGUGCACGUGAACAGCGGAAACGAAGAGAAUUCAUGAUGCAAAGUAGGCUGGAGUGCCUUCGAGAACAGCAGAAUGGUGAGGGCCGAAAUGAGGUCAGCAUCAUUGCACUGAGCCACAAGAAGACCAUGAAGAAACGUAACAAAAAGAUCCUAGAUAACUGGAUCACAAUCCAGGAAAUGCUAGCACAUGGGACACGAUCUGCUGAUGGCAAAAGGAUAUAUAAUCCUCUGCUAUCAGUUACAACAGUAUAAUGGUGGAUGAAUCUGCACCAUCUACAGUUACUAUCCUUUAUCCACAGUAUUUAUAUGUCAGGUGAUCAGCUUAAGCAUGGUUCUUGGAAAAUCGUGUAGGUAGUUUAUCCAUGCCAGCUUUGUAUUAACAAUGUGUAAUCAUUCAGGCAGCCAAAAGGCAUGGUUUCAGCAUUGCACAUACAGUAAUUAUUACAACAUGUUCUAUCAUAUGUCCUGGUUCUCUGAGUUUCUUUCAAAAAGCAUUUUAGAAACCAACUUGAAACUUUCAGAAAUAUCAAUAGUAAUUUUUAUUGUAGCAUAUUGACCAGUUGUAGUCUUGCCAAGAUCAUAGCGGCUAACUGUAGUAAGUAUUAUGUAGUGUAGACAUCAUUUCACUCCAUCCUCCUGGAGCUCUUAAAAUUAGCCACUCCAAAUGGCCUCUUCACUGUUUGGAGCUCCAGAAAUAUGGUUAAAUAAAAUGUUCUUGAGUUGCUUGCUGACAGAAAUUCAGUUUCCCUGGUCAUAGUGGGCUUCCAGAAAAUUCAAACCAAGUUUUUGUGUCUAUAGAACAUCUGAAACUUGAGUGAGCUCCUAAAAGUGUUUGAACAGAAUGCUGACCAGAGAUCUAUCUAAAAGCUAUUUAGUACUGACAAAUGUCAUUAUUGGUAAGCUACAUGAAGCUGAUGCUGCAAGUUGAUAGGACAAUUUUUUCUUUAUAUCAUUUGCAUUAUUCACAUCAUGUGAAAUGCUCAGACUCAAAGAUGUAGUGGGUUCUUCCAGGUCCAAGAAUCGCCAAUACAGAACUGAUCAAUAUGAAUUACAUAAGCAGUCACUUAACCCACAAUCACAGAACACCUACCAGCUAAUGAAAGAUUAAAUUAUAAGCAUAAAUGCAGUACCAGCAAAGUGAAUUGUAUUAUGAUACACACAGCUGUGAGUACAGCACAUUUGGUCUUGUUUAGCCUGUGGAAACUGACCAGAUCUAGUUAUGACCAGUCCUGCUUACUCAAGACCCAAAUGUGAAAGGUUUACAUUUUAAAGCUGUUGCCUUGUCAAAGGAUACAGAAUGUCUUUUCUCGUUCAGCAUAAUUGUUACAUCUUACACGAUUCAGCCUUUAAAGAGAAGGGCAAAUCGUAUGUGACAGAUGUUUAGUUAAGUCACGAAAGAACUUUUGCUUUUGGCAGUUUAUAGGGGAGGGAUUUUUUUUUAUUGUUUUUGAAUGUUGGCACAAAGCACAGACUUUUAAACCAGCCGGUCUGGAGGUGCAAAUCUGGAAAAUUUCUGGAUAUGAAUGUAAUUUCAACAAACUUUAAAAAUCAAAUAAAAGCAUACAUUUUUAGUUAGUAAAUAAUAAACAAAAAGUGGCACAAAAGAAAAAUACCAAAAUAUUUUAAUGCUUCAUCUUAUAACCGUACUUGAUUAAUACUCUUAAAUAGCCAACAGCUUUUUCUGUGUGUUUGUUUGUGCCAUUUUUUGAUGAAAAUGUAUUUUAUUUACAACCUUAUUUAUUAUUGUGUAUUAUUAGAUCAUUUCUUAAAAUUAUUACCUGAAGCAUUUUUUAAACUUGCUUUUAGAUUAGUUUAUUUUGGCCCUUUAAGAGUAAGGUAAAAAUGCAAGGUAAAACUGACAAAAAUUGUUUUUUAUGAAAACAUGUUUACCCUUGUGGCACCAAACAGGAUAUUUUUAAACACAAAUGGUUUGAGGGAGGGAGGAGGGAACAGUAACGUCAUGUCUUGCCUAGAGAGCUCAAAUGAACGUAUUCUAGCGCAGUGAAUUCCAAAUAUUCCUGACUCAUUCCCUUUAUUGCCACUUUAAAUUGCUACACUACACCUUUGUCUUAUUUGACAUUUUCUAUUUGUUAUUCAGUUGUAGAUUUUUUUACAUGUGUUGGGUAUUACAUCUGUUUGUUUGUACGUCUGUGACCUUCCCAAUAGUGCAAUUAUACAAUAGCAAUCUGUCUUUUUCAUGGAUGUAAGCUACUGGGCCACCACAUCUGUAUUUCCUUUUCAGCGUUUUCUUUGUGAAUUUGUGCACACCACCGAUAGAUAUCUCAUUAAUACUCCACAAUAUGAAAACAUGUUCCAUAGAGCUACCUCUAUUCAUGAGGAAAAUUCCCUUUCUGAAAGCACACGUGUACAGCAACUGGAAGAAUAAGUAACAUUUUUGACAUAUCAAAUGCAAAGAAUCUUGAAAGAAAUAAAAAAUUCAUCUGACAUGGGGUUCUGAAACAAAUGUUUUUGAUUUAGUUGGCACAUUCAUCUCUUUUCAAUAAAUUUCCAACUGCCUUAAAUCAGAGUGAAAUUUUAUGUUAUGCCUUUUAUUGAAAUGUAUGUAAGUACAGUAUUUAAAAAGCACAUUUAUCUACAGAUAAAAGAUUCACAAGCAAGGGAAGUGACGAUCUAGCAGGUAAAGAGAACUAAAAUAAACCCGCCAGAUGUUCAGUUAAAGUACUACUCAAAGAAUACAGAAAAAGGAUACAGGAAUGCUGCUUUGAUUCUGCCAAUUUAGUUUGAAGUAAUAAAGCAACCUGUAACCAGAUGAGCAGUAUGUUAUCUGCUCAGAAAUAAAGGAAACUCCAGUGUGCUUUUGUGAGCAAAGUGGUUAUUUUUCUGACAUCAAGACUUGUUUAGCAGCAAGGACGGUAUGAAAAAGAGAAGGGAGAUGUGACCUAAUGUGGGAGGAUAUCUUGAGACAGAGAAAUCUGUUGGAAGAAGAGACGUUUCUCUUUUUCGCUCAACAUUUCGUGUGCCACAUUACCUUUUGUUUUUUGUAUAUACUAUCAUAAUCAAAGUAUGAUAUACCUUUUCUGGGUGGACAACAAUCAAGAGACUAUAUCUAGAAUUAGAAAGAUUCUUUACAUCUUUGGGAGAUUAAACUCUUCUAAUUGUGUGGUUAAAAUUCACUUGCUGCAGUGUUUCUAAAAUGUCUUUAACAUUCUGGUGUCUUUAACUGGAGUAUAUUUAGCUGUAUUCCAAUAUCUCUUGCUUGACUAUCUAUUAUCUCUGACUAAAGUGAUUUCUAACAGACCUUUCAGUACAGUAUCUGUGUUAGAUUCCAUUAACUUGGAUACAAGGUUCUCAAACACAAUCCAGCAUCUGUGGUUGGAGUAUUUCUACCAGAGUGUAUGCGCUGCACAGGGAAAUUCACAAGGUCUGGUGUCUCAGGCUAGAGCGUCUCGUAUGCAGUCUGAUGUCUGGCAAGAACGUCUCAAAGAGAAUUGUUUGUCUUCUACUAAAGUCUUCUUAACACACUCCAAUAUAUAAUAAAUUUAGGAAACACUAACUGCUUAGCCUUUAGCAGAGUCCGAUAUCUGUAUUAUUAAUGACAUGAGUAUCUAUAAUGCAGUAAAUUAUUCAUUUUUACCGUACUUUUCAUUUUCUUUCUAAGAGAGUUGCUGUAAUUUCUCAACUUUCUGCAUGUUAUGAACUUUUCCUAUCUUUCUCACUCUUGCUCUCUCUCUCUUUCUAUAUAUAUUUAUAUAUGUAUAAAAAAGCAACAAUAUAUCUUUUUUUGCUGCAGUUCUUGUCUAUAAGUUCUUGGUGUAUGUUUGCUAUUGUUGAUUUAUUGUUUAUGACUGAGAAUACUGCAUCUGGCCUGUUUGCUGUGUUGUUAACAGUCAGUUUGUUCAAGUCUUAGAAAAUGUAAAAAAUAAAAAUACCUGUUUU
Molecule: messenger RNA, 7738 nt
Organism: Polypterus senegalus (gray bichir)
Lineage: Eukaryota; Metazoa; Chordata; Cladistia; Polypteriformes; Polypteridae
Product: PDZ domain-containing protein 4
Exons: 9
Coding region: 1418-4093 (891 amino acids)
Molecular function (GO): protein binding
Source: RefSeq, a predicted model, not a curated record